UCGCCUGAGCGCCCUGCUUCUCUUUCUCAAUUUUCGGGCUCGCUUUUGUCCGUUAUACAAAGAAAACAUGCCUAUCUUUUCUCCUCUGGCCGGUUCACGGCUCACAGCCGCGUUCUCAUCCUUUCAUCGCUUACCUUGACCUUGUCCCUUCAACUUAUUAUCAUUGUCCCGCCCAUGAGAUACUCUUGCAAAUGAAGGACAUGCUCUAAUGUUGAUUAUGUCGGAUCUUAGCUUCUUCACUGUCUCUACCCACCUUCGGGCCCAUUUGCGACUCACAACACUGUUGAAGUGACUUUCGGUAUCGGACUGUGCGCACAUUUGAUACUGUAUCGCUGGGAUGGAUUCGUACGACAGUUUCGGCUCUCCUGGGAGAAGCCGUGAUGGGGCCGACCCUUACGCCACCCGGGCACCGGUCGAUUCGUAUCGUCGCAGAUCGCCUGUGUCUCAAGACCGUCGCCGUGGCCGGGGCCGUUCUCGCUCCCCUGCCAUGAUUGAUCGCUAUGAACCGUCCGAUCGUCGCGCUUCGCGAGACGAUUAUUAUGGCGCGUCUCGCGAGCAUGCCGCGCGUGAACGCGAUGAUCGUCGCUCUGCGCCCUCACCCAAUGUCGCCAAUAUCGAUCGCUAUGUUCCUGGUCAAGAUUCUGGCAAGCGCCCGAUUCCAACGAACCCUCUUCCCAACCCAUUGAACCUGGACUUCCAAGUUGGGUUCAAUUGGUUCGCAGAAUGGUGGAGGGCUGAGCAGGCGAUCAAGGAGGAAAAGGAACGCGCUAAGCACGGUGGCCGACGUCCAUCGGACCGCGUCAAGGGAGAACGCGAGGCCCGCGAAGACCGAGACAGAGAAAGAGCUCAAAUUCAGGCUGCCUAUGAUUCAUACAAAGUUGAUCUCCAGGCGAAGAUGGCUCGCACUUUCGUUCAACAUCAUCGCAACGAGGAAUGGUUCCGGGAGCGGUAUGUCCCUGAGGUGCGAGAGCCGCUCCGUCGCCGACUGAUGGAUUUCCGAAUGGGCGCCUACCAGCAGUGGGAAAGCGACCUUGACAACGGUCUUUUCGAUGAGUAUACCCUGGAGGGUAUUUACAAGAGUGAAAGCGACGGCGCCGGUGGUGUGAUCGAGAAGGAAGAGGGCGAGACUACUGCUGUUGGGGAAACUUUGGGAGUCUUGGACCUGCUCCCAGCCAGAGGUGGUGACCUUCGGGACGAGGCAUUAUCCCAGUCAGCCUUGCUGAUCAAGACCUUGGCUCCUAACGUAAGCCGCGACAAGAUCGAAGAGUUUUGCAAGGAGCAUCUGGGAGAAGGAGAUGGUGGGUUCAAAUGGCUCAGCCUGAGUGACCCCAAUCCUUCUAAGAAGUAUCAUCGGAUGGGCUGGAUCAUGCUUCACCCAGCUCCCGACGUUCCGAUUGUUGAGAGAGGGGAUGGACGGGAGGAGGAGGGUGAAGAGAUGGACCAGGAUAGCAACGCCAACGGAAAUGUGACCGUCUCCGCUGCCGAGAAGGCCCUCGAAGCUAUCAAUGAUAAAACCAUUCACGACCCUGUCCACGGAGACUUUGUCUGCCAUGUGGGUGUCCACGUACCACCGUCGCAACCCCGCAAAAAGGCUUUGUGGGACCUGUUCUCAUCCCCGGAGCGCAUUUCCCGGGACUUGGAGCUGGCCAGGAGACUGGUAUCUAGACUGGAUGCUGAAAUGGGAGCUCCCGCUGACGGUUUUUCUCGGAUUGAGGAGAGAGUGGAAGACUUGCGCGGCAAAGGAUGGCUGCAGCCCCCCGUGACUGGCCCCGUUAGCGUCAAGAAGAGGAAGUCCGACUACGAUGCCGAUGAUAUCGACGAAGGCGAGGCUGAAGAAGGAGAGGAGCGGGAGGGAUGGGAAGAUGACGAAGUGGACGAUGAGGAGCUUCUGGCUAAGAAGAAGAAACUGGAUCUCAUGGUCGAGUACCUGCGGAGGGUUUACAACUUCUGUUUCUUCUGUGUCUUCGAAUGUGAUUCAGUCCAUGAGCUGGCUCGGAAAUGUCCGGGUGGGCAUCUUCGUCGCCCUCGUGCUGGGUUGACAACACAAUCAAUGGCGGUCGCUCGGGCUAGUGCCCUGGGUCAGCCGUUCCCUGUCAAAAGAAAAGAACCAAGCGAGGAGGGCGAGGAACAGCCACCGGCUGCAGAAGAAAGACGGUCUCAACGACACAGCACCAAGUCUGAACAACAGCUCCAGCGAGCCUUCAACUGGGUCAGAACCUUUGAAGACAAGCUCCUGCAAAUCUUGGAGCCUGAAAAUGUGGAUAUUGCCAAGUUAGGUGGCAAGUCAGUCGACGAGGCUCUUGAGGAGGAAUUGAGCAAGUUCAUGAAACAAGAGGAUGAAUCGAAAUACCGAUGCAAGGUUCCCGAGUGUACGAAGCUGUUCAAGGCGGAACAUUUCUGGCGUAAGCACAUCGAAAAGCGCCACACUGAGUGGUAUGAAAAUAUUCGCAGCGACCUUUCUUUGGUCAAUGCCUAUGUGCUUGAUCCUGCUCGAAUCGCGCCGUCCCGAUCGGAUGCGAACAGUAACGGCCAUUUCCCCUUGGGCACUGGCCAAGGUCAGGCAGGCACCCCUCGUGGUUUCAGUCUGGCGUCCAUGCCCGCCCAAUUUGCAGGUAGCGGUGGUGUGCCCCCAGGUUUUCAGGGUCUUCCUGGAUCCGGAUUGCCCGGGUUCAUGGGUGUCAACAGCCCAUCCUGGAGCGGGAAUGGCAUGGUGCCUGGGGAUGGACAUGGCUUGCAUCAACCCGGCGUCGUACGUCGUGGCGGUGGCCGCUACAACAAUCGUAGCGGACCGUACGAUCGACGAGGCAACCGACAGGGUGCACAAGCGGGAGGCAGUGGUCGUCUGAGCCCGAUCCGUGGUAUGUCUAAUCUCUACGGAGCGGGCGGUCGACUACCCCCAAGCUCUGGAACCCCAUAUAUCCCUCCUGGCCAUCCCGCUGCGGCUGCCUUGAUGGGGGCCGGCGGUUUCCCUGAUGCCAGUGGUGCGCAGCAAGGCAUGGGCCCGCGUGAGGCUGUUCAAGGCCGCAGUCUUAAAAGUUACGAAGACCUCGAUGCCGUUGGCGGUGCCGGCAGUGGGGAGUUGAACUACUGAAGAAUUGGAACACCUUGUAACAUUCGGCGU
Messenger RNA from Aspergillus homomorphus CBS 101889, 3121 nucleotides. Its product is annotated as putative arsenite resistance protein Ars2. Gene Ontology annotation, cellular component: kinetochore. The transcript is spliced from 3 exons. Lineage: Eukaryota; Fungi; Ascomycota; Eurotiomycetes; Eurotiales; Aspergillaceae. The coding region runs from base 338 to 3091 and encodes 917 amino acids. The record is from RefSeq and is a predicted model, not a curated record.